Morone saxatilis (striped sea-bass) is the source of this 2886-nucleotide messenger RNA. RefSeq names its product fibroblast growth factor 7 (gene fgf7). Gene Ontology annotation, molecular function: growth factor activity; type 2 fibroblast growth factor receptor binding. The record is from RefSeq and is a predicted model, not a curated record. Gene Ontology annotation, cellular component: cytoplasm. The transcript is spliced from 4 exons. Gene Ontology annotation, biological process: lung development; positive regulation of epithelial cell proliferation; regulation of cell migration. Bases 562 to 1170 code for a protein of 202 amino acids. Lineage: Eukaryota; Metazoa; Chordata; Actinopteri; Moronidae.
UCAAGUGAGGUCAGCAGAAGGCAUUUAUCUAAGCAGAGUGCACAGCGACAGUGGAAGAUGCACAGAGUCAGCCUGCCAGAAUCAGGGAGACAUCCAUGGGAAUUGACAGAAGCUCCCAGCUCUUGCUCAGAUUUACUGCAUUACUGGGCUUGGUUUACAACUGAAACUACAGCUUUAGAACUAAAGAGUCUUCAAAUUAAAACUCUUGCUGAAAGGGAAAACACCUCUGACAACUCCUGUCGUCACUCAGAGCACAUUGAAAUCCUGCAUAACAUUUCCUGAACUGGAUUAUGACAUCCCUUGUCGGAUUAUGGUCUCAAGAGAAUGGAGCCAUCAACACACACCAUCACUGAGGACUAAAGACAGGCAUCAACUCAUAAUACUUCCACCUGUCUUCUUCUUCACACCACUCUCCAGCUUCAGAGGGAACAGGGACCCGGAGGUCCCAACACAAGUGUCACAAGUCAGGGAUCAGGGGAUCGCUGGGCUGAGGGAUAGCGCACAGAUCUCUAUCUCACGUUUCAGUAUGUUGUUCAUUGAUCCCCACUGCAUUGUAUUAUAAUGCGCAAAUGGAUGCUGACAUGGAACCUUCAAAAUCUGUUCUCGGGACUGUACCUGCAUGCAAUCUUCCUGUUCAGCAGUGUGUGUGUGGUCUACAGUGACUGCACUCCAGAGCAACUUGCCGCCAUCAUGAACUGCUCCAGACACGAGCGCCACACCAGGAACUACGACUACAUGGAGGGAGGAGAUGUGCGCAUCCGACAGCUGUUCAGCCGCACGCAAUGGUUCCUGACAAUUGAUGACAAUGGCAACAUCAAUGGGACUCAAGAUCCUACCAACUGCCACAGUAUCCUGGAGAUCAGGACAGUGUCUGAGGGCGGCAUACUGGCUAUCAAAGGCGUGAAGAGCCAGUUUUAUAUCUCUAUGAACAAGGCUGGACAGCUGCAAGGCAAGAGGAUCUACAACGAAAACUGCAACUUCAAGGAGGUUUUCCUAGAAAACUACUUCAAUGCUUACUCCUCUGCAAAGUGGACUAAAAAUGGCAAAGAAAUGUUCAUAGCCCUUUCUCAAAAGGGAAGGCCAAUGCGAGGGAAGAAGACCAGGAGGGAGCAUAUAGCAUCUCACUUCAUCCCGAUGAAGUGCAGGGAGGAGGAGAGGAGGGUGGACUGAAAAAGCAGAGGACUAAUGAGUCGUAAAUUUUGUAUGACUUCAAUCACAUAUGUUAACAGACACAUAUAAACUCAUUACCAACAUCACGCUCCACUCUCCUCCAUUUGUAGAUUUGUUAUGUUGUAAUAUGUUGUAAUUUACAUAAGAUAAAGAAACCAAUAUCAGAUGACAUUAAACUAUCCCAAACAUUCUCAAAGAAGACGUUGAAACUAGAAAAUACUAAAAUAUUUGAAAUAACUUUGACUGGUAUACAAACUGUAAAACCACUACUCAAUGUUAUUGUUAUUUUGAGUUAAAUAUUAUAUUUCCUUAUAAAACAGUUAAGUAUUUUCUUAUAAAACAGUAAAAUGUAUUAUGCACAGUCGGGAUUGUAUCCUUUUCCAAAGAUGAUCUACACCCAGCCAGAUGAGGAGACCUGUAUGAUCAACAAGAAAGGUCCAGAAUAGAGAUAUGGCUUGAACACGAUGUGCUGAAGCAAGCUGGACUUGUCUUUUUUUAAUGGUACAAGUGCUCAGAGCACGCAAAAAAACAGAGGCACAAUGAAUUACAAUAACAUGUUCAGUAAAAUAAGAGUAAGCAGGGUUUGAGAAUGAUCUGUUCUGAUCUGUCUGUCCUUCCUGCAUUGAGAACUCUGGUCAGAUGCAUUGUAGCUGUUCACUGAUUCCCUCUUCAUUAUUAAGGUGUGAUUUUGAAAUGCUAAAAUAUUCUGCUGCUGCUGAAAAGAUAUCCAGAUUAAAAUACAAAGUGAACAUAAUAAACGUGUAUGCUAUGCAAUCUCUUUCCAUCCAAAAUUAAUAAUUCUAUACACUAUAACAUCACAUAUUUAUUUAUAAGGAGAUUUGUUUUUAGUUAGUGUUAAGACAUUCCCUUUUUUUACUAAGUAUGACUAAGACAAAACAUUUACCAGGAGGUCCACUUAUAUUUACCACACCUAAUCAAUACUAAUUUCAAUCUUAAAGGCCAACUCUCUGCAUGACAUCACUGCAAUAUGCCCAUACUAACUGAUGAGUUGUAUAUUAAAGUGUCCUGUUUCCUUACAGUGUGCAUUGUUGCACCUUACUGGGAAACUCUUGAAGUACAGUGAGAUUGAGUUAGAAAGUUAGUGUGUUUUUUAACAUUAGAAGAUAUAAAAAUCUCACAGGAACUAGCUUAAGUUCCUUUGGUGACAGUUACCUACUUACACAUCCGGCAGAAAGAGAGCAACACAGGACAUUGGUGUCAUUUUUCCAGUAUUCACAAGCACUUUUUCCUGCUUUGGUCAGACAGUUUUUAAGAAGAAUAUCUGGCACUUAAUGCACAACUAAAUACCUUUCGUCAAAAGCCACUCCGUCAAUCAGCAAGCCAUUAUUUCACCUGGUAAUGUACAACCCAUAUCUGUGAGCAGUGUCUUGAUUCUUGGUUUGAUUCUUGAACUAGCAACAAUUUCACAUUAUAGAAAGUAUUUUGAUAAAUGUUAAUGUAAAAAAUAUUGCUUCAUUAUAUUGCAACCUCAGAAAGAAAAAUCUGCAUAUGGACCAUGCCUUUAUUCUGUCACUGAUGAGACUAUGGAGCUGAGCAGCGAGCUCUAGAGUAAGAUGAAGAGAAAGAUGUUCUGCUGACAUACUGUGAUACUGUGUAACUUCAACACACCCUCGAUAACUCAAUAAAUCUGAUUUGAGAAAUAAAGUUUUUUUACAAUUUGCAUGCCGAUCAUUACUGAGAAAGAUGACCUUGUUA